CAAAAAACAUUAACUCUCGAAAAAAAAAACUAGAAAACCUAAUGAAGCCGUUCAAUUCGAAUCUAAAGGCGAAAGCGAUGGUGAAGGCGAAUGAAGCUGAAACGUCAGAUACAGAUCACUUAGAACAUAUUUUAGGGAAGCAUUGGGUUCCGAUAUCUCUUAUUCCUAAGCCUCUCUACGAAAAAUCAAUCGAUUUCAUCAACACACUUCCAUUCGACACACUACCUGCCUUUGUAUUAUGGUCCUCUGAUCUCAUUCUCACUGAAUGGCCUGGAGUUGUCAAAGUUGAACAACGUAAUUCUAACAAAUCUAAGGUGGCAACAUUUGUUGUAUUGGCCAUGGCGUUGCGUACUCAACCUGAUGCCUUGACUCUGGUUUUAACAAAUAUGAAGGAGAGACCUACAUAUCAAGGCCAGGACAAGCUUCCGGUUAUAAUUUGGAUGAUGGCUCAGGCCUCCCAAGGUGAUUUAUCUGCUGGUUUGUUUUCAUGGGUACAAACCUUGCUGCCACUAGUCGUUAACGAGUGCUGCAGCUCUCAGGCAAUUGAUCUCAUCCUGCAAUUUGUUGAGAUGAUUUUUUCCUCGAAUCCAGAGGCUCGGGCUGUACUCCUAAACGAACCUGUUAGGCAUGGAGUGCGACUGAUUCCACCUUGUUCGUUUGAGAUGUUUGUGCGGCUUACAUUCCCUACUCCAUCCGCUAGAGUAGAGUCAACACAGAGGUUUGAGGCUAUUUAUCCCUUGUUGAAGGAAGUAGCCCUUGCACCAGAUAUUAGUGCAAACGCACUGAAACAGAUAUUCACUUUUUCCUCGAAAUUAGCUGGUGGACAAGGAAAUCCUGCUCUGGCCAAUGGAGCUACAGCAAUCGCCAUCAGUGUUUUGACACAAAACGUUGAUUGCUUUAAGCAAUGGGAUGUUCUCUACAAAGAGAAUCUUGAAGCUAGCGUUGCUCUUCUUAAUGAGCUUGUAGACGAAUGGAAGGAUCAUUCCCUCAAACUUUCAUCAUCGUCUAGUGAUACUCUCACUGUCAAGCAUGCUAUGAACAGCUUCAGGAUGAAGAACGAAAAAGCCAUCACUGAAGGUGUAGCCAAUCCUUCUCUUUACAAAGAAGCUGACCAGUCGUGCAAACUGAUCUCAAGGAGACUCUCCCGUGGCAUCGGAAUAGCACCCUUAACCGCUAUGGUUAUAGCAGCUGCAGGAGGCGUUGUUGAAGCCGGAGCCGCACAUGCUCUAAUCUAUCUUGCCCGGAGCAAAAAGUCCUUCUCUUAAUAGAUGCUUAUCAGAAUAUUACAAGUUAGUUUUUAUAUAUAGAUAUUACUAUUUCUAAAAUAGUUAUUAAUAAUACUUACGGAUCCGGAU
Brassica oleracea var. oleracea is the source of this 1355-nucleotide messenger RNA. RefSeq lists its product as uncharacterized. NCBI's taxonomy places the organism in Eukaryota, Viridiplantae, Streptophyta, Magnoliopsida, Brassicales, Brassicaceae. The transcript is spliced from 7 exons. Bases 42 to 1265 code for a protein of 407 amino acids. The record is from RefSeq and is a predicted model, not a curated record. Gene Ontology annotation, cellular component: Golgi apparatus; endoplasmic reticulum.